UCCACCUCUUUUUUCUUCCACUCCUCUCCUCCUUCCUACAUCCCUCACUCCCUGCCUGCCUGCCUGUCAGAAGUCCCACAUAUCCCUAGAGGAUAAGAUGCCAUGGAGGCCACAGGAGGAACAGCGCUCUACGUCUGCUCUGUUCUCUUCAUCCUAACAGAAGUCAGCUCUGAGUUCAUCCACAUCCCGACAUUGGUCCAUCAUGGUAUUGAAGGGAAGUCUGUGCUCCUGUCUGUUGAGUCUCGCUUCCCGCUGGAUGAAGUUGAAAUCCAGGGAACUUGGUCCCACACCAGGCCGAGCGGCACCAGAACCACGUUGGUGACGUUUACCAAAGAGACUGCAAUCACUGACAUGACGUACCGCAACCACCUCCUCUUUAGAGAACCCAAUGUUUCUUUGCUAAUCCGGAAAUUAAACCGGGACGAUGAGGGGGAUUACCACCUGACCCUCAACAUACAGUUUCAUAACAAGACAGGGCUGGUUAUCAAGGAGGAAAGAACUGUGCAUGUAACAGUGGACGUCCCUGUGUCCACUCCAGUCAUUGAGAAGAGCCCAUCAUAUGCAGUUGUUGAAGACAAGGCAAAUGUAACCUGGGCUUGCUCUGUCGAGAGAGGAACAAGAGUUGUGUUCCAGUGGCUAAGGGACAACGUUGCACUAGGUCCAAGUGACAGAUACCACUUCUCCCAAGACAACUCAACAUUGUUAAUCAGUCCUGUUAGAAAGGAGGACAAGGGAACGUACCACUGUGUGGCCAGCAACGCUGUCAGCCAGGGCCGGCACAGCAGGGCCGUGGAGCUCAACGUCUACUAUGGCCCCUACAACCUGGAGGUGAACUCAGGCCAGGGCCUGCGGACAGGAGAGGUGUUCACCAUAAACCCCGGAGAACUGGUCUUCUUUGAAUGUCAGGCUGACUCCAACCCACCCAACAGCUACGUCUGGAUCUCUAAGAGCCGCAACUCUACCCAAGUCAUCACAGAGGGCCCGCGGCUGGAGGUGCGCUCCUACAGACUGGCCCAGGCUGAAGAGUACCUGUGCCGCGCCUUCAACAACGUGACACAGAAGCAGGACGAGGCCCAGUUUACUCUGGUGGUGGCCAGCUUAGGAACAGGGAAAGAGAAGCACAUCCAGGAGGGCAGCCCUGUCUCCCCUUUGGCAGCCAUCACCGUCUGCUCUUUGUUCGUCAUUGGCUGUAUGCUGCUGUUCUUCCUCAGGAGAACCUGCCACCCUAAGAGAGUGCUCAUGAGCAUUUACAACAGGCCGCUUUCAGAGCAGAAACGACCACAUCGUUCAGGUCAUGAAGAUGCAACAGAAGACUUUGGCAUCUACGAGUUUGUCUCCAUACCUGGGAAAAUGGAGUCUGCACAGGCAUCAUGCAGAUCUCUGGCUCGCCUGGAGUCAGUUCAGGAUAUGCACGCCACUAUCUACGAUGUGAUCAGACAUGUUCCUGAAACCCCCAGUCACAGUUUGCUGGAGUAAGCUGGAGAGUUAAAAAUGGAACUUACGGUCAUUUCACUUGAAGACUCCUGUGUAGCUUUAUUCUCUGCUGUCAAAGCUUGAAAUAAUGGUUUUGGUGGCCCGUUUUUUGCACAAGGGAUGAAGAAGACUUGUGUGAGUACACAACCUGAUCAUGCACUGUUGCUGUCCAGAGUCUGGGACAGAUGUUAAAUGACUUUUGCUGACAUUAUUGUGAGAUGAAAGUGUAAGUAUGCCUUGAAAUGUUUGAUUUUUUUUUUUUUAUGUGAAAGUAUAAUUGAAAUUAUUUUGUCUUUUUCAUUCAAAAAUUAAGAUCACUUCAGAUUAUAUUAAACCAAGCAACUUAGUUGAUAUUAUGAGUUACCUACAAGGUACCCAAUCUAUUUAAAGCAUAUGUUUAAUUUAAAUACUAAGGUUUUAAUUGCCAUUUUAAUAAUAUCCUUCUAAUUUAACAUUUCCGCCUAUGAGAGUCUUGUGAGACAAGUGUUAUAAUGAAUGCAUUUUCUUGUAUGAAAUAUAUUUAGGUUUAACUGUAAAUAUUGUACAUGGAUUAUACUGCAGAUUCUUUAUACAUAUUCAAUUUCUAUGUUUUGCUCCAAUCUAUUUAUUCCCAUAGAAACACUUAACCCUGUUUCCACAAAUGUAGCAUCAUUUUCUGCUCAACAUGGAUAUAAUGAAAUGCUGAAACAAGGAAAAGGAUUGAAGAUUCAUAAAUUAUUGUACAGUUUGCAUUCACAUGUUUGUUUUGUACUUUAUUAAAGA
Epinephelus moara (kelp grouper) is the source of this 2235-nucleotide messenger RNA. It is a transcript of the gene hepacam2, whose product is annotated as HEPACAM family member 2. The transcript has 9 exons. The coding region runs from base 103 to 1476 and encodes 457 amino acids. The record is from RefSeq and is a predicted model, not a curated record. NCBI's taxonomy places the organism in Eukaryota, Metazoa, Chordata, Actinopteri, Perciformes, Serranidae.